AUGAAGAUCAUAAUACUACCAUAGUAAAAUUUUUAGUUGACUAAGCAUAUAAAAGAUAUAUUUUUUGCUUCUUAGGCCAGAAAAAAGCAUAUGUAUGGAAUUACUAAUAAUAAUUGCAAGAAUAAUAUCUAUUUUUACCCUCAAUCCAAAUUAAAAAGUUAAAGAUAGAGCAAAAUUAUAUACUUAUUUCUUGUGCUUUUUAAAUAAAUAUAUUUCAUCUUGACGCUUCCAUCCAGUUUUUUACUGUUAUUAAGAAAAAUUUUAUUAAAGAUAAAAUAAUAGACUUUUUUUUUGUUUCAGACAAGGUAAUAGCAAUUUUUUUCAUUGAUAAAUUUGAACUAUUCUUAAUUCAAGGAGAAAAUGUCAACCUAGUUUCCUAGCAGAAUUAUUCUUAUCCUAAAAUUGUAGAUUAUCAUUUCGAUUCUUUAAGCAAUUAAGUUAAAAUAAUAGGAAUGCAUUAAAACGGAAUUUUUGAAAAUAAUUACAAUUUAGAUACUUUUUCUUAUGAUUAAAUAUCAGAAUGCACUCUUUUAAUAUCGAAUUCUGAUAUAGCAUAAGUCUAGCAAAAUUUAAAUUCAGUUUAUCCAAAACAAAUUUAAACUCAGUCAAUAAAUGGAAUCUCAUUAAUCGACUUACAAAAUUAUUAAAGUUAUGUCUAUUUAUAAGUUACAAGUAUUGACCUAUAAAAAGCAAUCUAAUACACUUCUUAAUAUUAAAAUAGAUAAUUUGUGGUUUCUUCAUAUAAUAUUUAGAAUAGUGUUGUACUUCUCUCAAAUGAUACUUUUUAAAGCCUAAGUCUACCGAUCUUUUAGCUUGCUAACUUUAAUUUAGAUUUUUAAAACAAUACAAAUUUAAAUAUCAAUAUUAAUCAGAAUUCAAAUACCUAACAAAUUAUUUUUUAGAAUAUUACAAUAAGUUUUUAAUGUUUUAGUAAUAAUAAAAUAAUAUUUUCAAACGUUCAAAAUAUUAUUUUUUAAAAUAUUAAAAUAUCUUAGUAAGACCUUAGAGAAUGUUCAGGUAACCUCAACUAAGCAAACUCUUUAUUCUUUUUUAAUAAUAUAUCAUAAAUUUUAAUUUACAACCUAGAAAUAUUGA
This is a messenger RNA of Tetrahymena thermophila SB210, 1095 nucleotides long. RefSeq names its product transmembrane protein, putative. The transcript has a single exon. Lineage: Eukaryota; Ciliophora; Oligohymenophorea; Hymenostomatida; Tetrahymenidae. The record is from RefSeq and is a predicted model, not a curated record.